Messenger RNA from Topomyia yanbarensis, 1546 nucleotides. RefSeq names its product alpha-1,2-mannosyltransferase ALG9 (gene Alg9). The transcript has 3 exons. Gene Ontology annotation, biological process: protein N-linked glycosylation. Gene Ontology annotation, cellular component: endoplasmic reticulum membrane. The record is from RefSeq and is a predicted model, not a curated record. The coding region runs from base 7 to 1206 and encodes 399 amino acids. NCBI's taxonomy places the organism in Eukaryota, Metazoa, Arthropoda, Insecta, Diptera, Culicidae. Gene Ontology annotation, molecular function: alpha-1,2-mannosyltransferase activity.
UUUUCGAUGUACCUGACAGUUCUAUUUCUCUCAGCUUGGUGGAAUCGGAAAACCAAGAUCGCUAUCUUAAGUGUAGUUAUUUCAACUUUCAUAGGUUGGCCAUUUACAGCUUUGAUAAGUUUGCCAUUUUUAUACGAUGUAUUGGUUCGGAGAAGGAUGUUUAAAUCGUUUAUAUUUUGGAGUUUUUUCUUCACUAUACUAAUUGGCAUUCCGUUAGUUUUAGUUGAUUCCUAUUUUUAUGGUAGACUUACAUUCGCUCCAAUAAAUAUUCUUGUAUACAAUAUAUUUUCAUCGCAUGGUCCAAAUUUGUUCGGCAUUGAACCCAAAUAUUUUUACGUUAUUAAUUUGUUUUUAAACUUCAACAUCGCGUGGUGUUUUGCGUUAAUAUAUCCUUUGAUAAUUGUGGUAUUCAAAUCAAUACAUUAUUUAAAAUUGUGCAAAAGCUGCUUGGAAUUAGAGCCUUUUUGGAAGACAUCACCAUUAUUCAUAUGGCUAGUCGUUUUCACGCUACAGCCACAUAAAGAAGAAAGGUUCAUGUUUCCAGUCUAUCCGUUACUUUCGCUCUGCGGUGCAUUGUGUUGUUCAACAAUAGUGAAAUUGUUUUGUCACGGGCAACAUCUGAAACACAGUUUUAGCUUUAUGUAUAGUCGUCUAAUUUCAAGUCUGCUGAGUGUUUUUUUUUUACUAUUCAGUUUAUCAAGAAUAUUUGCCUUGUAUACAUACUAUCAUGCGCCUAUGGAAUUAACUGAACAAUUAGGUUCAACGUUAGUAGAGCAAAAUAUUUGUAUAGGAAAGGAUUGGUAUAGAUUCCCCGGUAGCUUUUUCUUGCCAGAUAAUUAUCAAUUAAGAUUCAUAGCAUCUUCUUUCGAUGGGAUACUACCAGCAUAUUACGAUGAAACGGAAAAAGGUUCACGAAUAGUACAUAGUUAUUUUAAUAAUUUAAAUAUAGCCCACCAUCAUAUGCUAUUCGAAAUUUCUAAAUGCGAUUAUUUGAUUGACCUAGAUUUAGACAAUGAAUACAUACCCGAUGAAAUUGAACCUAAUUAUUCAGCAAAUGGACAGUCGUGGAAAAUAAUCAAAAGCAUUCCAUUUUUGGAUACGAAUAAGUCCAGCAAAUUUUUCAGAUCAUUCUACAUCCCGUAUGCAAAUUCAAGAUUUAUACGAUUUGGUAACUUCAAUUUGUUAAAGCGAAUUAUGAAACUAUAAUACAUUCCCCGCGAGACAAACGAAAAAUUCAUGUUUUAUUGCAGCAUUUAACAUUACGUAAUGAUAGUGAGACGAAUGGUAAUGUUUUAUAUAUUAAAAUACAGCUCAAUCUACGCUCUGUACAAGAACCAGUUAGAAUAUGUCUUAGCAAUCUAGUACUGUAAAGCUACACAAAUCAUGUCUGAUGAUGCCCUAUGGCAUCGCGGGGAAUGGGUUAAUAAUAUUACUCACACAUUGCACGACAAAUUACACCAAAGUAUGCAAGUUGCUGCACAACCUUUUGGUAGUAUUGUUAUCUGUAUAGUCUUGAUGCCUUAAAUAAACAAUUAUGUAUGAGAAA